AUGAUGCAAAAUGGACAAUGCUUCGAGGCCCAUGCCGACGCCGACCUUUGGGACAUCCUGGCAGCUCUUUUGGCUCAGCUGGACCCUGCACAAUUUCAGGUUCGCCAUACCCCCUCUCACUUGGAUACGGGUCUUACCACUUCUCCUUUUGAGGGUUGGCUGGCGUGCCACAACGGCCAUGCGGAUACUCUGGCGAAUUUUGCCAAUUCUAACAGGCCGCAGUACUUCGUGCAAGUCUACCAGGCCGCGCUCCGCUACCACUCUGACAUGCUGCAGACGCUUCGAGCUCUUCGCGGAAUCUACUUUGCCAUCGCUGAUGCUACGGCCAGCCGAGGUGGCCGUGCACGAGAAGGCGUUGAGUCUGCAGAUCUUGAGGAGCGAGCCCGACCUCUGGCCGUUCCCAGACGUGCUGAGCUGGAGUCUCUGAUUCCGGUCGGAUGGGCUCAGCUGGUUGCUGCAGCGGGCUGUGAUCUGCCGAGUGAUUUUAUUCAGACUCUCUGCCGCUUUGUCUUUGUACAGGAUAGCAUUGCGGAGACUGCUUUUGCAGUGACUUGGCUGGAACUUGUUUUCAUGUUGGCCACGGUUGACGACUUUGUUUAUCCUGUUUCGGGCCCCCAGGGCGGUUGGCUUUCUCCAGCUUCAAUUGCUUUUCUUCCUCCUCCGCCAACUGUUGCGGGGAGGCUCACUUUCGUGAAACGUGCCUUGCGACAUGCCUUCAAGUGUCUUCGGCUUCAAUGCUUGUUUAUUUCGGGUGUUGAUCGUACUGAGUUGGGGAUCACUUUUCCUCUUGAUGGCAUUGUCAUCGGAGCUGAUGAACACCUUCUGCUCCGGGCCAGGGCUUCUCUAGGCCACUUUGCACAGGGGCGCCGUGUGAACUCCCGCGCUGCGCUCGCUCGGCCACUUUAA
Messenger RNA from Symbiodinium sp. CCMP2592, 906 nucleotides. NCBI's taxonomy places the organism in Eukaryota, Dinophyceae, Suessiales, Symbiodiniaceae. The record is from the annotation of a GenBank genome assembly.